Molecule: messenger RNA, 1080 nt
Organism: Staurois parvus
Lineage: Eukaryota; Metazoa; Chordata; Amphibia; Anura; Ranidae
Source: the annotation of a GenBank genome assembly
AUGCCUGGAACAACUCCUAAUUUCUUUUUUCUCUUACAGUUUUCUGACAGCCCCCGGGUUACAACAGGUGACUAUGUUUCAUCUGACUAUGAAAUUCCGGAGAUCUGUGAAGUCAGUGGCAUUACAGAAUUCAGCAGAAUCUUUCAACCAUUUAUUCAAAUACUUGUAUUAUUGAUUGGCGUGUGUGGCAAUACCUUGGUCCUCCUUACAUAUGGAUUCUCCCGUAAGGUUAAAUCUAAGACUGACAUCUAUCUUAUUAACCUGGCCAUAGCCGACCUCCUUCAGCUCAUGACACUUCCAUUUUGGAUAACCAGCGCUAUUAAUGGCUGGAUGUUUGACAAUACGAUGUGUAAGCUUGUACAAGGUGUGUUCGCCAUUAACUUCUUUAGCGGAUUCUUGUUCCUAACUUGCAUCAGUGUGGACCGUUAUCAUGAAAUUGUCCUGGCUGUGGAGGCUCACACAAGGCGGCAAAUGUCCAUCUGUCACAGCCAAUGCAUCUCCUUUGUUGUCUGGAUAUUAUCAGUCUUGCUUAGCAUUCCUGAAUUCAAGUACAGUAAGUCACAAAAUCUAGAUGGUUCAGAAAUCUGCAAAAUGAUCUUUCCAGAAGAAGAAACCAGUACAAUGAAGAGUAUCUGUAACUUCUUUCAGAUUGUCCUUGGCUUCAUUUUACCUUUCUGUGUGAUGAUUGUAUGCUACUUUUCUAUUAUCAAGACCCUAUUUUCUUGUAGAUGUUUUAAGAAACACAAAGCCAUGAAGGUCAUCAUCUCCAUUGUGCUAGUCUUUGUGGUCUUCCAACUCCCUUACACAUUGGUCACUUUCAUGGAGACCACCGACUUCAUAGGAAGUAUGCAGAUGAGCUGUGAAGUAAGAAAACGUAAUAUUGCCAUCAUCAUCACCAGCAAUCUGGCAUUCACUCGUUGCUGCAUCAACCCAAUCCUCUAUGCAUUUGUGGGUGUUAAAUUCAGAAAGGACAUAUUGCUCAUGCUGAAGAAUUUUGGAUGCACCUCUAGAGCAAGUGACAUUAGACACCGUGGAACAAGCCGACGUUUCAGCACACCCUGCAACAAUAGAAACCAGUAG